AUGUCAGAACCUGUGCUGUUGGACUAUCAAAACGGAGUCACUCGAGAUGAGAGUAUGCAGCAGGAUUUUGGGGAGCAGGCAAUGCAACAGGAUGACCCAGCUCCUGAAACCUCUGAAACUCAAGCCACAAGUGAAUUGAGCGCUGAAGAGAAGAUACGUCAAGCCGAGCAAGAAGCCAAUGCAUUAAAGGAGGCCAAUGCUCAGGCAGGAUUGGCCACUCGAAUCAACGAUCCCAACGGCGCAGAGAAGGCGGCCGCUCAAGCUGAACUCGAUGCUAGGUCCAUAUACAUUGGAAACGUCGACUAUGGCCUGACGCCAGUAGAAGUGCAACAACAUUUCGCACCUUGCGGGAUCGUGGAACGUGUUACCAUUCAGACCAAUAAGGCAACGGGCCAGCCCAAGGGGUUUGCUUACUUGGAAUUCGAGAAUCCUGAGAGCGCCCACAAGGCGGUAGCUAUGCUUGACGGAUCAGAAUUUAGAGGCAGACAACUCAAAGUCAGCUUGAAACGGACCAACGUGCCUAUGUUUAUACGAGGUCCUCGUGGACGAGGGAUGCGUGGACGCGGGUUCAGAGGCCGUGGGCGUGGGUUCCGAGGCGGAUAUCGGGGCCAGCGGUACAACCCGUACUGA
This is a messenger RNA of Candidozyma auris, 630 nucleotides long. RefSeq lists its product as uncharacterized. The transcript has a single exon. The coding region runs from base 1 to 630 and encodes 209 amino acids. The record is from RefSeq and is a predicted model, not a curated record. Lineage: Eukaryota; Fungi; Ascomycota; Pichiomycetes; Serinales; Metschnikowiaceae. Gene Ontology annotation, molecular function: RNA binding.